AUGCCAAGAAAAGGGAGCAACGGUCUCGACUCGCCGAACUCAACCCAGCCCAUAACUCCGCCAUCACCACCACCACCAAUCUCCGGUCAACGCGUAACCCUCGAACCCAUCACCCCCCAGGCCAUCCCCUCCCUCUUCACCCAUCUCGGCUUCCCCCAAACCAACCACCUCGUCGACCACAUCACCGGCUUCCCCUACGUCUCCACCGCCGAAGCGCUCUCCACCCACAUCUUCAGCUACCUGGACCUUAACCCCGACCUCACCAUCUUCGCCAUCAAAGCCUGUCCUAACCAUCUCGGCCCCCCAUCAUCCCCACUAUCUCUACCUGACGCCGACACCCACGCCGACACCUCCGUCCUAGGCCUCAUCGGCUACCGCCUCCACCCACCUUCGCACACCAUCGCCCUGGACGACGUGUUAUUCUCCCCAGCACUACAACGCACCUACGCCUCCACCGAAGCCUCCUACCUACUGCUCCGCCACCUCUUCGAAUCAUCACAAACACCAAGCUCGUACGCCCGCGUCUGGGUGAGAUGCAGCACAGCGAACGUGGCGUCGCGGCGACACUUGGAGCGGUUGGGGUACGUGCACGAAGGGGUGUUGCGGAAAGAUAACGUGACGCGGUGGGGGACAGCGAGGGAUUCGCAUUGUCUGAGCAUGCUGGAUAGCGAGUGGGUAAGGAAUAAAAGGGUGUUGGAGGGGUGGUUGGGGGGGGAGAAUUUUGAUGCGCAGGGGAGGCAGGUUAGGUCGAUGGGGGAGGUGAGGGAUGCUGUAGCUGCGGAUAAGGAUAAGGAGGGCGGAUUGUAG
Alternaria rosae is the source of this 807-nucleotide messenger RNA. RefSeq lists its product as uncharacterized. The coding region runs from base 1 to 807 and encodes 268 amino acids. The record is from RefSeq and is a predicted model, not a curated record. Gene Ontology annotation, molecular function: protein-N-terminal-alanine acetyltransferase activity; protein N-terminal-serine acetyltransferase activity. NCBI's taxonomy places the organism in Eukaryota, Fungi, Ascomycota, Dothideomycetes, Pleosporales, Pleosporaceae. The transcript has 2 exons.